Gadus morhua (Atlantic cod) is the source of this 1836-nucleotide messenger RNA. Its product is annotated as dystonin-like. NCBI's taxonomy places the organism in Eukaryota, Metazoa, Chordata, Actinopteri, Gadiformes, Gadidae. The coding region runs from base 619 to 1812 and encodes 397 amino acids. Gene Ontology annotation, molecular function: protein binding. The record is from RefSeq and is a predicted model, not a curated record. The transcript is spliced from 8 exons.
GGUACCACGGUGAGGGUAGAGGAGGACAUUGUUUGCCUGUGGCCGUGGGCAACGGGAAAAGCGAGUUAUCAGGGCAUGUGUGACUGUGUUCAGAAAGUGUGUUCGUAUGUGAGCAAGGGUGAAUGAGUGGGGUUGAUUUAGUGUGUGUGUGUGUGUUUGGAAGAGGGGGGGGGGAGGUGGAAGCUUGCAUGUGUGUGAGGAACCUUCUAUUUGGGAUGCUGGGGAAACUGGAGAGCAUUCAAAGGAUGCUCAGACAAAGCUGGAUCUUUUUGUGUGCACUCUCGGUGCCCCUAAUCUGAAUGGUGCUGGAGGACUCGUGGAAUUCCUCAACUCUAGCCGUUGCGCCCAUCUGCGCUGCUGGGCAGCCACAAGGAUCUUCUGCAUGCAUGGCCAGGGGGUCUCACCCCCACCUCUUACCUCACAAGCCUCUGGCCUGAAGGAUUAUGGGUAACCUCAUCAGCCGGCCCAGCUGUCUGGGCCAAAGGUCUAAGCAUGUGAGAUCAGACGAGGACUUCCUGAAGGAGUGCUACCAGCGUAAAAGAGAAUGGCAGCGGCCAGAAACUCAGCCCGGGACCAAGCAGGUAGAGGUGAUUCAAGACAUUGCCAGGGUGGACACCAAUGGCAAAAGAGCGAAGGAUCGAAAGGGAGAUGGACGAGGAGAGCGACAAGGAGAACGAGAAAGAGGUGGAAAAGGCAAGGGAGGAAGCGGUUCGCACCCCUGUCUCGGACAAACCCCUCCGACGCUCCCCGGCCUCCACCCUCACCAGCACCAGCACCCUGGACAACGGCUGGCACAGCACCCCAUCCCGAACCGGGACCCUCACCAGGAGGACCAUGCCCCCCGACCUCGGCAGAUCCCCGCUGGCUUACCCCGAUAAGGGCUCUGCGGAGAGGCGGGCCAGCUUCCAGAGGAGGGACUCCAGAGAGGGGAGCCCCUGGUCCUGGAAGACCCUGGCAUCCCGGGAGGUCACUGAGGUGACGGAGGUGACCGAGACGAUCGUGACAGAAAUCGUGGAGGUGACGGAGUAUCCGUCGGGAGAGAAAGGAGGCGCUCCAAUAGUCACCAGGACGGUUAGGGUGCUCAACGGCGUGGCGGAAGAACUGGCAGAGCUCCAAAGUGAUGGACAGUCCAGUUCAGACCAGGACUCCUGCCUGGAUAGAUGGAGGGGAACUAGAUCGGCUUUGACCCUGAGAGAUGAGUCGACAGACACAGAGACCUUCCUCCCAAACCUGGAGUCUCUUCUCACUUGGGUCUGUGAGAUUGAGGAGCUAACAGCCAAUCAGAAGCCACCAUCGUCAGAGGUCAAAGUGGUGAAAGCGCAGCUGCAAGAACAAAAGCUGCUGCUCCGCCUCCUGGCUGACCGUAGGAAGAGCAUGGAGUUCACCAUCUCGGAGGGCCCUGCGCUUGUGGAGGCCCACCCAGGAGACGAGUGGGUAGAGGCCAAGGUCAAGCUGUCCACCCUCAAGCAGAAGUGGGAGGCCUUGAUUCUGGGUGCAGAGCAAAGGAGAUCAAGCCUAGAGUUAAUCCUGCCCAGGACACAACUCUUUCAAGAAGGAGUGGACGGCCUUCAGCAGUGGCUGAUGUCCGUGGAGCAAGGCCUGGCAGAGUUACGCAACUCUGAGAGAUUGAUGCUGCAUCUACCAGAGGCCACGGAGCGUGCCCAGGCUUUUGUCGAAGAGAUCAAAGUCAAAAACACAGAGUUGGGGAACGUACAGCAAACAGGGCACAACCUAAUGGAAGCUAUUUCCGAGGAGGAAGCCCAGCUGGUGCAGGAGAAGAUGACUCACUGCGGAUCCGCAGCUCGGUGCUGAGCCUGAGCAGCCUGGACGUGCUGC